AUGGCUCACAUCGUUGUGGAAGCAGCAACUGUUUCCAAGAGUGUGAUUUCCUUCAGUCCUCUGUGGACACUCGUCUUCCAAGGAGAGAGAGUGAUUCUGACCUGCAAUGGAUUUGACUUCCGCUCAUCAGGAAAAACGAACUGGUACGAUGAGAAAGCUACGAGACUAUACACAGGCGACAGCUUUAAGCCUUCGGUUUCUGGAUGCUACAGAUGUCAGUUCCAGGACUUAGCCCUAAGUAACCCUGUGUGUUUGACAUUUACAUCAGCAACACUCAUCCUUCAGGGUCCAGUCUCUGUGUUUCAAGGAGACGCCGUGGUUCUGAGAUGUAGGACAAAGGACGAUAUAAAAGUGGAAUAUUCUAUCAUUUACAACAAUAAUAAAGUAGUUAGCAAUGGCUCAACAUUCACUAUCCCUCAAGCAAGCAGGGAGAAUAACGGUGAUUAUACUUGUAAAGGAGUAAAGGAGCCUACGAAGAGCUUUUCUUCAAACACAGUACACAUCAAUGUGGAAGGUUUUCCAACUCCUGUGCUGACAGUCAGACCCUCCAAACCCGUGGAAGGGAGCCUGGUGACCCUGACCUGUGAGAUACAACUCUUUUCACCAAGGGCAGACAUCCAGCUCCAGUUCCGAUUCUUCAAAAAUAAGCAAGACCUGGGCUCAGGCUGGAGCCCUUUCCCAGAGUUCAAGAUCCCCGCCGUAUAUCAGACCCCAAACUAUUACUCCUGCAAAGCAAAGUCAGUGACUUCUAAGACAUGGCACGAGAGCAAUAAAGUCCAGAUUCCUGUACGGAUCCCUGUGUCGCAGCCUGUCCUCACUCUCACGCCUACGGGCUCCAUGGCUCUUGAGGGGGGCAAGGUGACAUUUUCCUGUAAAGCUCACAGAGGCUCUUUCCCCAUCAUGUACCGGAUUUAUCGUGAUGAUGAGCUACUGAAGGAAGCAAAAGUCUCUACUUGGAAGACACUAUCUUUGAGCCUCAUUGUAACUGCAAAGCAUUCUGGGAACUACCGCUGCUCAGCUCACAAUGACGCGGGGUCCCAGCACAGUCAAGCAGUCACCCUGCGCAUCAGAGUCCCUUUGUCUCAACCUGUCCUUACCCUCACACCUCCUGUGGCCCAGGCUUUUGAGGGGGACAUGGUGACAUUUCGCUGUGAAUCCUCCAAAGGCUCUCCCCCUAUCUUAUAUAAGCUUUGGCACAAUGAGGCCGUCCUUGGGAGCCAGUCUAACCCCAACGGAGGAAGCGCAUCCUUCAGCUUUGCUGUCAUCACCAAGUAUUCCGGAGAUUACUACUGCACCGCGCAAACUGCCUGGGAGCAGCAGUACAGUGAAAGGACGAGUGUCGUCAUCAAGGUUCCAGUGUCUCUCCCAGUCCUCACCCUGAAGACUCCCAGGCCCCAAACUGUGGUUGGGGACAUGAUAGAGCUUCACUGUGAGGCCCAGAGAGGCUCGCCCCCAAUUCUGUAUCAGUUUUAUCAAGAGGAAGUCACCCUAUGGACCAGCUCCGUGCAUUUCAGAGGAGCAUCCAUCAGCCUUUCUCUGACUGAAGAGCAUUCUGGGAACUACCACUGCACGGCUGACAACGGCCAGGGACCCAAGCACAGUUCCCCAAUCUUACUCAACGUCACUGUUGCAGUGUCUCGUCCUGUCCUUACUCUCAGGACUCCCAGGGCCCGUGCUGUGGUAGGAGAUGUCAUGGAACUUCACUGUGAGGCUCAGAAAGGCUCUUCCCCAAUCUUGUAUCAGUUUUACCAUGAAGAUGGCUUCCUGGGUGACAAGUUAGCCCUUUCUGGAAGAGGAGCAUCCUUCAACCUCUCUCUGACAGAAGAACAUUCUGGAAAUUACUCCUGCGAGGCCAGCAAUAGCCUGGGGUCCCAGCUCAGUCAGGUGGUUACAGUCGAUGUCAAAGUUCCAGUGUCUUGCCCGGUCCUCACCCUCAAGACUCCAGGGACUCAGGCUGUGGUGGGGGACGUGGCAGAGUUUCACUGCCAGGCCUGGACAGGCUCUCCCCCAAUCCUGUACCGGUUCUAUCAUGAGGAUGGCAUGCUGGGAAACAGCUCCGUCUCCUUUCGAGGAGGAGUGUUCUUUAACCUCUCUCUGAAUAUGGAACAUUCUGGAAACUACUCCUGUGAGGCUGACAAUGGCCUGGGGCCUCGGCGGAGUGAGGUAGUGACAGUCUUCAUCAAAGGUCUGAAAGAAGGCAGAAGUGGCCAUGUUUUCACAGGGAUCACCGGGGGGCUGCUCAGCAUGAUGGGCCUGGCUGCUGUGGCAUUGCUGUUAUAUUACUUGCUCCUGAAAAAAACAGGAGGAAAACCUGCCUCCGACUCUGUCAGGUAA
Molecule: messenger RNA, 2334 nt
Organism: Echinops telfairi (small Madagascar hedgehog)
Lineage: Eukaryota; Metazoa; Chordata; Mammalia; Afrosoricida; Tenrecidae
Gene: FCRL5
Product: Fc receptor like 5
Exons: 11
Coding region: 1-2334 (777 amino acids)
Biological process (GO): cell surface receptor signaling pathway
Molecular function (GO): transmembrane signaling receptor activity
Source: RefSeq, a predicted model, not a curated record